AUGCCCUACGACAAGACGCGUGUGAUUCUCCGACCCUAUGUAUCUGGCGGCAGCACUGGUAAAGAUGAAAGCUCAUCCGCAGGAGGAGCAUCAUCAUCCGGUGGCAAAGACUCGGCCACCGCUCAAGGGGACUAUAUUAACGCUAAUUAUGUCAAAAUGCUAAUUGGCGACGAAGAACUCGAGGAGCAAGCAAACUCAAGCGGCUAUUACAGACGCUGGAUUGCUAGCCAAGGUCCACUUGAAAACACGAAAAAUGACUUUUGGAAGAUGAUUUACGACAGCAACGCGUCGUUGAUAGUAAUGGUGACGCAAACCCGCGAACUGGGCCGGCCAAAGUGCGAAGACUACUGGCCCGAAGAGCCCGAACCAGUUUACCUCACGAAUCCCGAUUUGUUGACCGUCCGAUUGCUCAACGAAGAGCAGGAAAACGAGGGAAUGAUUGCGCGCGAACUUCAAUUCCGAAGCGAAGAUGGAACCACUAGAAACGUGAACCACAUUCAAUUUGUCGACUGGCCUGAUCAUGGAGUGCCACACGAUCCAGCUCACUUUUUAACCUUUUUGAGAAAGAUCAGAGCGCUCAAGAAAGAAUCUGGAGAUGAUAUUCACACGAUCGUGCACUGCUCAGCCGGCGUUGGUAGGACAGGAGUGACGAUCGCGCUCGACGCAGCGUGGGAGCGCCUUGAGAAAGGCCUCUCUGUUGAUCCUAAGGCGCUACUCGAGGAAAUGCGCGAUCAGCGCGGCUGUUUGAUUCAGGAAAUUGGAAUCAAUCAUUUAAUUUUUUAA
Molecule: messenger RNA, 783 nt
Organism: Oikopleura dioica
Lineage: Eukaryota; Metazoa; Chordata; Appendicularia; Copelata; Oikopleuridae
Source: the annotation of a GenBank genome assembly